Molecule: messenger RNA, 7074 nt
Organism: Pecten maximus
Lineage: Eukaryota; Metazoa; Mollusca; Bivalvia; Pectinida; Pectinidae
Product: clathrin heavy chain 1
Exons: 33
Coding region: 144-5246 (1700 amino acids)
Biological process (GO): receptor-mediated endocytosis; intracellular protein transport
Cellular component (GO): clathrin-coated endocytic vesicle; cell cortex; clathrin complex
Molecular function (GO): structural molecule activity; clathrin light chain binding
Source: RefSeq, a predicted model, not a curated record
UACUCUCGCACCCGGUGGCCGCCAUCUUGGCAGAAGACGAACGAACCCACAGACACGCAGCCACCGGUUUUACCGGUAUAUCUUUGAUUUGGAUUGAAAAUCAUCUUGUGCAAGAACUCAUAAGGGGAUAAAGAACAGCCAAGAUGGCAACACUGCUCCCCAUACGAUUUCAGGAGCAUUUGCAGCUCCAGAAUGUUGGAAUCAAUGCGUCUAAUAUUGGGUUCAGCACCCUCACCAUGGAGUCGGAUAAAUACAUCUGUAUUAGGGAGAAAGUCAGCGAGACUGCCCAGGUUGUCAUCAUAGACAUGAACGACACCAACAACCCUAUCAGACGUCCUAUUUCGGCCGACUCUGCUAUUAUGAAUCCUGCAAGCAAAGUCAUUGCUCUCAAAGCUGGAAAAACUCUGCAAAUCUUCAAUAUUGAGAUGAAGAGCAAGAUGAAGUCACACACCAUGACAGAUGAUGUCAUUUUCUGGAAGUGGAUUUCUGUAAACACUGUAGCCCUCGUCACAGAAACCUGUGUUUACCAUUGGAGUAUGGAAGGUGACUCACAGCCCCAGAAGAUAUUUGACAGACAUACCAAUCUGGCCGGAUGUCAGAUAAUCAACUACAGGACUGAUGCCAAGCAACAAUGGCUUCUUGUCAUUGGCAUUUCAGCACAGACGGGGGCUGAGGCAGCAACGGGGCCUGAGGCAGCACAAAAUCGUGUUGUGGGUGCAAUGCAGCUGUACUCUGUGGAGAGGAAAGUUAGUCAGCCUAUUGAGGGGCACGCUGCAGCCUUCGCUACAUUCAAAAUGGAGGGCAACACAAACCCUUCCACACUAUUUAUGUUUGCUGUCAGGGGAGCUCAGGGCGGAAAGCUCCAUGUGAUAGAAGUAGGUCAGCCACCCCAAGGGAAUCAACCCUUCACAAAAAAGGCAGUGGAUGUUUUCUUCCCACCUGAAGCCCAGAAUGACUUCCCAGUUGCUAUGCAGGUGAGUCCAAAACACAGCGUUUCCUUCCUCAUCACUAAGUAUGGGUACAUCCACAUGUACGACAUCGAGACUGGGACUUGUAUCUACAUGAACCGAAUCAGUGGGGACACCAUCUUUGUCACCGCCCCACACGAGGCCUCAUCAGGAAUCAUUGGAGUCAACAGGAAAGGGCAGGUGUUGUCUGUGAGUGUAGAAGAGGAUAAUAUUGUCCAGUACCUGACCACCACGCUACAGAACCCUGACCUUGCUCUCAAGGUUGCGUCCCGUGGCAACCUGCCGGGCGCUGAGGAUCUUUUUGUCCGCAAAUUCAACAACCUGUUUCAGAGUGGCAACUAUGCAGAGGCUGCCAAAGUAGCAGCUGGAGCCCCCAAGGGUAUUCUACGGACCCCCCAGACCAUACAGCGUUUCCAACAGGUCCCAGCGACCACAGGCCAGACAUCUCCACUGCUCCAGUACUUUGGAAUCCUACUGGACAAAGGUCAGCUCAACAAGUAUGAGUCCCUGGAGCUUUGUCGCCCCGUGUUACAACAAGGCCGUAAACAGCUGCUGGAGAAGUGGCUCAAGGAGGAGAAGUUGGAAUGUAGCGAGGAGCUUGGUGAUCUAGUCAAAGCCACAGACCCAACACUGGCUCUGUCUGUAUACCUCAGAGCAAAUGUCCCCAACAAAGUGAUCCAGUGUUUCGCGGAGACUGGACAGUUCCAGAAGAUUGUGCUGUAUGCCAAGAAAGUUGGCUUCACUCCAGAUUUUAUAUUCCUAUUGCGUAACAUCAUGAGGAUGAACCCCGAGCAGGGCCUACAGUUCGCCCAGAUGUUGGUACAAGAUGACGAACCACUGGCUGAUCUAAACCAGAUUGUUGACGUGUUCAUGGAGUUUAACCUGAUCCAGCAGUGCACCUCGUUCCUGUUGGAUGCCCUCAAGAACAACCGACCCGCUGAGGCCCCACUACAGACAAGACUGCUAGAAAUGAACCUUAUGUCUGCUCCACAGGUGGCAGAUGCUAUUCUCGGCAAUCAAAUGUUUACCCACUAUGACCGUGCUCAUGUGGCCCAGCUGUGUGAGAAGGCCGGACUUCUACAAAGAGCACUAGAACAUUACACAGACCUGUAUGACAUCAAGCGGGCAGUUGUACACACCCACCUACUCAACCCAGAGUGGCUGGUGAACUACUUCGGUUCCCUGUCUAUAGAGGACUCAUUAGAAUGUCUGAAAGCCAUGCUGCAGGCAAACAUCCGCCAGAACCUGCAAGUCUGUGUGCAGAUUGCUACCAAAUACCAUGAACAACUCGGCACACAGUCACUUAUCGAAAUAUUUGAGUCCUUCAAAAGUUUUGAAGGUCUCUUCUAUUUCCUGGGAUCCAUCGUGAACUUCAGUCAGGACACCGAUGUCCACUUCAAGUACAUUCAGGCUGCUUGUAAGACUGGACAGAUCAAAGAGGUCGAGAGAAUCUGUAGGGAGAGCAACUGUUACGAUCCAGAGAGGGUGAAAAACUUCCUUAAGGAGGCCAAGCUUACUGACCAGUUACCGUUGAUAAUUGUGUGCGAUCGGUUCGACUUUGUCCACGACUUGGUGCUGUACCUGUACCGCAACAGCCUACAGAAGUACAUCGAGAUUUACGUACAGAAGGUGAAUCCUGCCCGACUUCCCGUUGUUGUCGGUGGGUUGCUGGAUGUCGACUGUGGAGAGGAUGUCAUCAAACAACUCAUCCUUGUUGUGAAGGGUCAGUUCUCUACUGACGAGCUGGUGGAGGAGGUCGAGAAACGCAACAGGAUGAAGUUGCUGUUGCCGUGGCUCGAGAUGCGUGUUCACGAGGGAGUUCAGGAACCAGCCACUCACAAUGCUCUGGCUAAAAUUAACAUAGACAGUAACAACAACCCAGAGAGGUUCCUCAGAGAGAACCAGUUCUAUGACAGUUUAGUUGUGGGUAAAUAUUGUGAGAAGCGCGACCCUCAUUUGGCUUGUGUAGCUUACGAGAGAGGACAAAACGACAUGGAACUGAUUAAGGUGUGCAAUGAGAACUCGCUGUUCAAGAGUGAGGCCCGGUAUCUGGUACGUCGUCGUGACACCGAUCUGUGGGCAGUCGUGUUACAGGAGGACAAUGAGUACAGACGCCAGCUGAUUGACCAGGUUGUACAGACAGCACUGUCGGAGACACAGGACCCAGAGGACAUUUCUGUCACAGUCAAAGCUUUCAUGACCUCCGACCUUCCAAAUGAACUGAUUGAACUUUUGGAGAAGAUUGUUCUGGAGAAUUCCGUUUUCAGUGACCACAGAAAUCUACAGAACCUGUUGAUCCUAACAGCAAUAAAGGCUGACCGCACUCGAGUGAUGGAGUAUAUUAACCGCCUCGACAACUACGACGCCCCAGACAUUGCAAACAUUGCUAUCAGUAAUGAGCUGUUUGAGGAAGCCUUUGCAAUCUUCAAGAAAUUUGAGGUCAACACAUCAGCUAUACAGGUGCUGAUAGACCAUGUUAACAACCUGGACCGAGCGUACGAGUUCGCCGAGCGGUGUAAUGACCCUGCUGUGUGGAGUCAGCUUGGUAGAGCACAACUGAACCAGGGUCUAGUGAAAGAAGCCAUCGAUUCCUUCAUCAAGGCUGAUGAUCCAUCCGAGUAUAUGGAAGUAGUCAACGUAGCUAGUAACAACAAUAGUUGGGAAGACCUUGUGAAAUUCCUGCAAAUGGCCAGGAAGAAAGCCAGAGAGACAUUUAUUGAAACAGAACUUAUUUAUGCCUAUGCAAAAACAAACAGACUUGCAGAUUUAGAGGAGUUUAUUUCGGGACCUAACCACGCUAAUAUUACACAGGUGGCUGACCGUUGCUUUGACGACCAGAUGUAUGAGGCAGCCAAGUUGCUGUACAACAACGUGUCAAACUAUGCACGCCUAGCCAUCACGCUGGUCCACUUAGGAGAAUACCAGGGGGCUGUGGAUGGGGCCCGCAAGGCCAACAGUACAAAGACAUGGAAAGAGGUGUGCUUUGCCUGUGUGAACAAUGAAGAGUUCCGUUUAGCCCAGAUGUGUGGGCUCCACAUAGUAGUACACGCUGACGAACUAGAGGAUUUAAUAAAUUAUUACCAGGACCGCGGCUACUUCGAGGAACUCAUAUCAUUACUUGAGGCAGCAUUAGGUUUAGAAAGAGCCCAUAUGGGCAUGUUUACAGAACUAGCAAUCUUAUACUCUAAAUACAAGCCAGAGAAGAUGAGGGAACACUUAGAGCUAUUCUGGUCUAGAGUCAACAUUCCAAAGGUUUUACGAGCAGCAGAGCAGGCUCACUUGUGGCCCGAGCUCGUGUUCUUGUAUGAUAAGUAUGAAGAGUAUGACAACGCCGUGAUAACAAUGAUGAGCCAUCCAACAGCAGCGUGGCGCGAGAGUCAAUUCAAGGACAUUAUAACUAAGGUGGCCAACAUUGAGCUAUACUACAAAGCAAUACAGUUCUACCUGGACUUCAAGCCACUACUACUGAACGACCUGCUCUUAGUUCUAACUCCUCGCCUUGACCACACACGUGCGGUCAACUUUUUCACCAAGGUCAACGAAAUCCCACUGGUGAAACCAUAUCUAAGGGCAGUGCAAAAGAACAACAACAAAGCGACCAAUGAAGCACUGAACAACCUUCUGAUCGAGGAGGAGGACUACCAGGGCCUUCGUACAUCCAUCGAUGCCUACGAUAAUUUUGACAACAUCACCCUGGCCCAGCGCCUCGAGAAACACGAGCUGAUUGAGUUCAGACGUAUUGCUGCUUACCUCUACAAAGGCAAUAACCGCUGGAAACAAUCGGUGGACCUCUGUAAAAAGGACAAGCUCUUCAAGGAUGCCAUGUGCUACGCGGGUGAGUCGAGGAACAUCGACAUAGCGGAGGACCUGAUAGCUUGGUUCCUCGAGAACCAGUACCAUGAAUGUUUCGCUGCCUGCCUGUUCCAGUGCUACGACUUGUUACGACCGGAUGUGAUCCUGGAGCUAGCCUGGCGACACAACAUCAUGGAUUUCGCCAUGCCAUACAUGAUCCAGGUUGUGAGAGAGUACAUUUCCAAGGUUGAUAAACUAGAGCAGUCAGAAGCGGUGCGGUCAGAGGAGGAACAGAAAGCAGAAGACCGCCCCAUUGUAUUCGCGGAGAACCAACUUAUGCUGACUGCUGGACCAGGCACUAUGAUACCCCCUCCCCAAGCCCCCUCGCCCCAGCCUGGCUACGGAGGCCAGUAUCCACCUGGCAUGGUGCCGGGCAUGGCCCCAGGAAUGGCUCCCGGAAACGUUCCAUACGGAUACAGCAUGUGAUAACAUCAUCUUCAUCUGUUGUGUGCUUGACGAGUCGUGUCACGACUGGACUUGAUAGGGACCCGAGAACUCUAGAUAGGGACUGGUCAGGCUGACCAGGUCAUGGUCAACCCGAUUGGUCAUUUAAUUUUAGUCUACUGGUCAUCCUGUUGUUUUUGACCAAUCAAUUGGCUGGAGAGAAAUGUCUGUUGUGAUCCAUGUUGGGACAUGUUAAAUUUAGUAGGCCAGCCUGUUGAUUGGUUAGCUGAAUGGUCAUGUGACUAGUAUACCUGUACUGCACUGUGUGUUUGUCCUCCUGUGAUUUACAUUUUUUUUGUUAAAAUAUUGAGAUGAUGCGUGAGUGUAGAUAUUUACGUAUUGUGAUAGAGGUGUCUUGACGGCCAUGUUUUACCCUGAGGGAGUUAUCUGUGAAUGUAUGAGCCCCAUACAUGAUUAUUGUUGUCCUCUGUUAAACUGUUAAAGCGCUUAUAGGAUCAUCAAUAUUGCUGCUCCGGCAAGUCACAUUUAAGGUAUUUCUGCUCCAAGCGUGCAAGUGAUUCCUCCUAGGAGAUGGUCAGGACAGUGGUUUUGUCCUUCAGCCUCGCCUAGGAGAUGACAGACUUGUCCAUCCCUGUGUGAAUGUGUUCACAGUUGACCAGAAGAAAUGGUUCUCCUAUCCACGCAGCUAAAUGUGAUUUCAAAAAAUUAUGUUUGAAUUUCUUGAGAAGUUUCUAUGGCAGAGCUUUUCCUAUUGUCUUUUGAGAUAUAUUUAUAGAUUGUUUUGUUUUUCGGUCACUGUACCCUGCUGUGCAUGUACGUCUGUGUUGACGUUAAACUCGGCCAGGUCUUAGGUUCAUCAAGUGCUUGCUCGGGAUCAAAUGGUAUGUAAGUGCUGCAAGUUGACUUUGGGGUUCAUCCUCGUUUUCUUUCUUUUAUUGUAUACUUUUGUUAUUUUGAUUUGAGACACGUUUGUUUUGAUGAGAUUUUUAAAUGUCAAAUUGUAUUUAUAACGUCAGUGGCGUGUAGAGUAGGACUAUUUAUUGUGCAUCACAUCGUGUUGUCAUAGCGACAACAACCUUAUAGUCACACGGCGCGGCUGUUAAAAGCCCGACUUCAAACACAAAGUUCGGUGUAUUAUUUGUGUAUUGGCAACUGUGCACUAACGCCAGAUGCAGCAUUGGUCAACAUUAGAGAAAAAUCAUUGUUAAAUGUUUCUGUGUGUUAAUGUGUAAAGAUGUAAGAUGACGUCAGACUGUCGUCAACUAGCGGUUAUAAUACAUUCUAAGUGUUGUGUAUGGUAUAUAUAUGUCAUUAGUCUGCUCCCCCCGCGGACCAGUGGACUGGACUGGUCAGUCCAUUUUACAGGGGUGGACAGGUUGGCAUUAUUAAAUGUACAAAUACAGAACUAGGAAAGUGUUGAUCACCUGGUCACCCCUGUAACUGGACCAGCCCAUGGUCAAAGGGGCAUGAUAAGGGGAUGGGGAACGGGGUAUGUAAAUCAUGUUCAGCUAGAAAUACCAGGACUAAAAUGUUACUGUGGUGAGGGGCAUAUCUUAUCACCAGGGAUCAGUAGAAUGUUCCACCCCACAGAUGUGUCCAUUUUAACUAUUUCUUGUUGAGGAAAUGAGAGGAAAUAUGUGUGUAUAAAGGAAGAGCUGUAUAGCCAAUCAAACAACCCAUUACAAAUUACCCAAGUUUUAUAUAUAUAUAUCGUGCAUCUUGAUUGGACAGAAUGAUGUUGUAUGAAAAUGCCAAGAAAACACAUUAUAUUAGGUAAUAUUAGUGUCAUGUGUAAUUGUAUAUAUACACAUACAUGAGGAACAAUUAAAAUGAAUGUACCACAGUAAAA